GGAAGGCGGGCGGGGAAGGAUGCUGAGGCCGGCGCCGUGGCUGCCAAACGGGAGCGAGCCGGGGAUCCUGCGUCGGGCAGCCGCGAGGGGAGCAGCGUCGCGGUCAUGCCCAGCUCCCCGUCGGCGCCUCCCGGGCCGGACCCGGAGGAGCACUACGACUUCCUCUUCAAGCUGGUGCUGAUCGGCGAUGCCAGCGUGGGCAAGACGUGCCUGGUGCAGCGCUUCAAGACCGGGGCCUUCUCUGAGCGCCAGGGCAACACCAUCGGCGUGGACUUCACCAUGAAGAGCCUGGAGAUCCAGGGCAAGCGGGUCAAGUUACAGAUCUGGGACACGGCUGGUCAAGAAAGGUUUCGGACUAUAACCCAGAGUUACUAUCGAAGCGCCAAUGGAGCUAUUCUAGCCUAUGACAUUAGUAAGAGAGGCUCUUUCCAGUCCAUUCCUCGCUGGAUCGAGGAUGUGAGGAAAUAUGCAGGCUCCAAUAUAGUACAGUUGCUAAUUGGAAACAAGUCUGACCUAAGUGACCUUCGGGAGGUUCAACUAGAAGAGGCUCAGAACCUGGCUGAACACUAUGAUAUCAUCUGUGCCAUAGAGACUUCUGCAAAGGACUCCAGCAAUGUAGAGGAAGCUUUUGUCAAGAUGGCCACAGAGCUCAUGAUGAGACAUGGAGGCCCUGUGUUCAGUGAGAAAAACACAGACAGCAUCAAACUUGACAGCAAGGAUGUCGUAGAAGGGUGGGGGUGUGGCUGCUGAUAAUUCAAUUGGUCUCAUUGUUACUGGAAUGUAGAGGAUACAUUCUCUUCUCCUUCACUCUGGGUCUCUUCUAUACAUAGACACUUUGCACAAGCUUUGUGUUUUGUAAGUUAAGGGAUUAACAUUUGCAGCAUGUUUUUAAUAAUGAAGGAACUUCCUUGUGUAAAACUGAAACUGUGUGGCAGUCAUUCCGUAGCAAUUUCUACUAGAUUUUUUUUUUAGAGGAGUUAGUGCAAUUUGGCAAUAAGUUGCACAGAAUGACGCUACUAAAAUAUCUUCAUAGAAAAUAGUCUGAGUGAAAACUGUUAUUUUACUACCGGUAUUCACUGAAAUCUCGGUAGGGGACUUUUAUCAACUUGGAUGACAUUUAAUGCUUUUAUGACAGCAGGUUUUCAGGGUGCCUGUUUAAACUCUCCACAUUCCGGGGGGG
This is a messenger RNA of Notechis scutatus (mainland tiger snake), 1180 nucleotides long. It is a transcript of the gene RAB43, whose product is annotated as RAB43, member RAS oncogene family. The record is from RefSeq and is a predicted model, not a curated record. Gene Ontology annotation, molecular function: GTP binding; GTPase activity. NCBI's taxonomy places the organism in Eukaryota, Metazoa, Chordata, Lepidosauria, Squamata, Elapidae.